Austrofundulus limnaeus is the source of this 1785-nucleotide messenger RNA. It is a transcript of the gene tent5aa, whose product is annotated as terminal nucleotidyltransferase 5Aa. The record is from RefSeq and is a predicted model, not a curated record. Bases 280 to 1485 code for a protein of 401 amino acids. Gene Ontology annotation, biological process: mRNA stabilization. Gene Ontology annotation, molecular function: RNA binding; poly(A) RNA polymerase activity. Lineage: Eukaryota; Metazoa; Chordata; Actinopteri; Cyprinodontiformes; Rivulidae. The transcript has 2 exons.
AGGAGAGGAGAGGAGAACAGAGCUUGACUCCUGAGCUUUAGUCUCCAGCUGCUCUGCUGCUCAUCCAGGACUUCCUGCUGAAACACUUACAACCUUUAGACUUUAUAAAUAUUUGUAUUUUUUAUUUGAUCUGACAUCGGAACUAUUCAAAUCGGGUCUGAUCCAGAUGACGUCACCACCACCUUAUUAUCCAGAGUUUGUGCGUAAAAGCGCAUAAAUGUUCGUGUUCUCAGAGAAAACUUCAUUUCUCCUGAAAACCCAGAGGACCUUUCCUCCACCAUGUCAGUCCAGGACCGCGGCUCCAGCCCCAGCUGUGUGGCCCACACGGACAGCACCAGUGUCAGCGUGCUCAGCUGGGAACAAGUGCAGCGGCUGGACUCCAUCCUGACCGGGACCAUCCCGAUCCACGGCCGGGGGAACUUCCCCACGCUGGAGAUGCAGCCGCGGCACAUCGUCAAGGCGGUGCGGACCCGGAUGGAGGAGAACCUGAUCCACGUCCGGGACGUCCGGUUAAACGGCUCUGCUGCCAGCCACGUCCUGCACGAGGACAGCGGGCUGGGCUACAAGGACCUGGACCUGAUCUUCUGUGCAGACCUGAAGGGACAAAACGAGUUCCAGACUGUGAAGAACAUCGUGUUGGACUGUCUCUUGGACUUUCUACCUGACUGUGUGAAGAAAGAGAAAAUAACCCCGCUGACGUUGAAGGAAGCCUAUGUGCAGAAGAUGGUAAAGGUUUGCAACGACUCGGACCGCUGGAGUCUCAUCUCUCUCUCCAACAACCGAGGAAAAAAUGUGGAGCUGAAGUUUGUCGAUUCUCUCCGGCGUCAGUUCGAGUUCAGCGUCGACUCGUUUCAGAUCAAACUGGACUCUUUGCUGCUGUUUUACGAGUGCUCAGAAAACCCCAUGGCUGAGACCUUCCACCCCACCAUCAUGGGUGAGAGUGUGUUCGGCCACUUCAGCCAGGCCCUGGACCACCUUCAUCACAAGAUCAUCUGCACCAGGAACCCAGAGGAGAUUCGAGGUGGGGGUCUUCUGAAGUACUGCCACCUGCUGGUGAGGGGCUUCCGGCCAGCAUCAGAGUCUGAGAUGAAGUCCCUGCAGCGCUACAUGUGCUCCCGCUUCUUCAUAGACUUCCCUGAUAUCAGUGAGCAGCAGCGCAAGCUGGAGUCCUACCUUCAGAACCACUUUGUUGGCCUGGAGGACCGCAAGUACGACUACCUGCUGACCCUCCAUGGAGUGGUCAACGAGAGCACCGUGUGCCUGAUGGGACAUGAGAGGCGGCAGACCUUAGGCCUCAUCGCCAUGCUGGCAGUGCGUGUCCUCGCUGAGCACAACGUCAUCCCCAACGUGGCUAAAGUUACGUGUUACUACCAGCCUGCUCCUUAUGUGGCCGACGGCAACUUCAGCAACUAUUACAUCGCUCAGGUGCAGCCAGUGUUCACCUGCCAGCAGCACACAUACUGCACAUGGCUGCCAUGUAACUGAGUGCCCCUCUGAGAGAGGACGGUGGUCUCUUUAAACAGGACUGGACACUUGACUCAUGUCCUCACAUCAGUGUGUUGCAGCUGCACAAGCACAAAUCACCUGCUGAAUGUUUUACAUCAAAGCUUGUUUCAGUUCAUCCUGUGAGAAGAACACAUCAGAACAGCUGCCCUCAACUUUCAGGGCUGGUUUUAAUGUGAGCCACGUUUAAAACGGAACAAAACACCAACCUCAGCUUGAUGCUGCUCAGGUCUGGAAAACACUCGUUUGUGUCAGUCCUGACACACACACACACACACACAC